Messenger RNA from Fusarium musae, 372 nucleotides. RefSeq lists its product as uncharacterized. The transcript has 2 exons. Gene Ontology annotation, cellular component: membrane. Lineage: Eukaryota; Fungi; Ascomycota; Sordariomycetes; Hypocreales; Nectriaceae. The record is from RefSeq and is a predicted model, not a curated record. Gene Ontology annotation, molecular function: transmembrane transporter activity. The coding region runs from base 1 to 372 and encodes 123 amino acids.
AUGGCGACACUGAGAAAUCCAGGAUCGCAAGGCUACGUGCCCCUGGCCGACGCUUCAUCAGAGAGUACCGAGGAUCAUGUAGUUUUCGAGCCAAUCAAAACAUGGAAAGGAUACAUAUGGGAUACCUGGGAACUACCGCAGGAUCAGAGGCGUUUACUAUUCAAGGUUGAUGCCUUUAUCUUGACCUUCGCAUCAAUAGGAUAUUUCCUCAAGAACAUCGACCAGACCAACAUCAAUAACGCGUUUCUAAGCGGCAUGCAGGAGGACCUUGAGAUGUUUGGUAAUCAGCUUGUGACUAACAUUAAACCCAAGGCACUUCGAUAUGGACAUUUGGCUAUGUCAUCGGGCAGAUACCGUCAAAUCUACUAUUGA